AUGCAUGAACUCAAGAAGCAGCUCAUGCAGAGUCAGCUGGAUAGCCUCCGUAUUUCCAUGGAGAAUCUUGCCCACAGUUUCGAUCGCGUUACUGCGGCUAUCAUCGCCAGGUCUUGUUUGGCUAUCCUAAAAAGCAUGAUAAGCCUUUCGUACAGCAGUGUGGCGCUAUUUAUUGACAAAUAUAAUGAAUAUAAGCUUCGGUACAGAUUCAAAGAGAUUCAGGAAUUUCAGGGAUUGACUCGCUCCUUCGCAGAUGAUGAGAAAGACGAUCAACCUGAUUUCAACCAAGACCGCAAGGAUAGUUUGCUGCUUUACGCAGCAAGCGUAAUGCCUGUCUCAUGGUAUCUUCGCAACCAUAAUGACCCUUCGGGGUUAUUUAUCGAUCAGGCUAAAACGAUAAGAAUGUGCUGUCUCGAUGAGCUAAAGCACCAGUACGGGAAUUCUUUGAUGAAGUCUUCCGAUGAUGAUGAUAUCGAGGCACCGUACGACAGGAUGUUGGAAGAGAUGGAAGAUUGGAGAAAGAAACGUCUUCGAGUGCCAGUCACCGACGACGUGGUUUCUGUGGCUCUGCGGACGUACAAAGACUGUCGGGACCUCGAGCUUCCAGUUCCACAAGGCCUGGCCAUACAUGCCUUGUCCCCCUUGGAUACUGGGGAAGAGUGGUCGGUUCAAGAGGUGGGGAUUUCAUCAGAACCAGACUCAUACCCCCCUGGGACAACAAUCGAGGCCAUCACGAUAACGCGCGAGCAGCUGCGAGCUCAUUACAAGGGAGCAGAGUUUAAGAAGGAGGUUCCCGCGACUCACCCUACACUCGAUAACCUGGACCUCGAUUUUGACAAGGAAAUCUGCAGUGAAUGCGGAAUUGUAGUCGCUUGGAGAUUUGUUGGAAGUGACGCUUGGAUGGACCGCUAUGGUCACCUUGUUCCGCAAGACCCCCUUCUCUGA
This is a messenger RNA of Fusarium verticillioides 7600, 945 nucleotides long. RefSeq lists its product as hypothetical. Bases 1 to 945 code for a protein of 314 amino acids. The transcript has a single exon. NCBI's taxonomy places the organism in Eukaryota, Fungi, Ascomycota, Sordariomycetes, Hypocreales, Nectriaceae. The record is from RefSeq and is a predicted model, not a curated record.